AUGCAAGAUAUGGCCUCAUCGUUGUCCCUCAUCCAAGGCCCCUCCGAGCCAGCACUCAUUCCGUUCUCCAUUGGUCAAUUGCUCAACCACCAGGCAACCAAGUACCCUGCCCGCGAAGCUGUCGUCUUCCCAACCGAAGGUGUCCGGUACACCUACCAUGAGCUGAACUCCCGUGUUCAGUCUGUCUCCAAAGCUCUUCUGGCGCACGGAGUUCUCGCAGGAGAUCGAAUUGGUAUCUUUUCGGGCAACUGUGUACAAUAUGUAGAGGUAUUUCUAGCGGCAACGCGGAUCGGGGCUGUGACAGUGCUACUCAACACCGCGUAUUCCUCUAUAGAAUGUCAGAAUGUGUUAAAGGAGACCGGAUGCUCGAUGCUUUUCACUUCAUCGCAUAUCGGCAAUCGGGAUCUAGCAUCAUAUCUGGAAGACAUUAAGGUAUUGAUGGAGAAGGACGAAGUUCCGGGUCUGAAGGAGAUCAUCCUAUUUCGGUCACAUGGUCCAAUUUCAGAGUACCGGCUCUAUGAAGACUUCGUCAUUCACGCGAGUCGGACGCCGGAGAUCAGUAUGAGCGAUGACGUGGACAGUGACCGGACAUGUACAUUUCAAUUCACCAGUGGCACCACCGGAGCGCCGAAGAUUGCCAUGCUGACUCACAGCAACGUAAUUAACAACAGUAACCUAAUCGGCCACCGUCUACAACUAACACCCGAGGACGUCGUCUGCUGUCCUUAUCCUCUCUUCCAUAUAUCCGGCCUUGUGAUUGGUCUUCUCUCUUGCCUUACGCAUGGAGCCACGGUUGUGUACCCGUCAUCAACAUUCGAUCCUACAGCAGUGCUCCAAUCUAUCAUCCAGGAAAAGUGCACGGGUCUCCAUGGAGUGCCGACUAUCUUCAUUGCUCUCUUGGAGAGAUACCGCCAUCUCAAUCUUGGUUCAAUCCACAUCCGAACCGGUCUGAUUGGAGGUGCUCCAAUCCCAGCUGCGCUGAUCAAAGACAUGCAAAGAGUAUUUGGGUUCGAAGAUCUGACAGUGGCUUAUGGAAUGACCGAAACAUCGCCUAUCAGUUUCAUGUCCCGGGCCUCGAGUCAGCCAGAAGAUGGCGUUGUGAUCCAUAAGGCCUUGCUCCCCCACACAUCAGCCAAGAUUAUCGACGUAGCAGGAAAGAUUGUUCCUCGAGGGGUCCGUGGGGAGCUAUGCAUAGCGGGUUAUCUAGUCCAGAAAGGGUAUUACAAAAAUCUGGAGAAGACCGCAGAGGCCCUCAAAGCAGACGCGUCGGGUAUUGUUUGGAUGCAUUCAGGGGAUGUGGCACUCAUCAAUGACGAUGGUCACUGUUUGAUCACGGGGAGGAUCAAAGAUAUCAUCAUCCGCGGGGCGGAGAACAUCUAUCCCGCGGAGAUCGAAGAACGCCUGAACGAGCAUCCUGCUAUCUCACAAACUUGUGUCGUUGGAGUCGAACACCAGAGUCUGGGAGAAGAAGUAGCAGCUCUUCUUCAGCCGGCGCUAGAUCAGGCCCGCCCAUCGCACCGGGAGAUCAUAGACUGGGUACAGACGACUCUAGGGUCCCAGAAAUCGCCGUCUUGGAUACUCUGGCUAGGGGACCAAGGCAUCCCCACUGCAUUUCCCGUCACCGAAAGUGGGAAGAUCAAGAGGUCAGUAGUGGCGGAACUGAGUAACCAGUUGCUUGCGAAGAGAAUGCCGUCGGGGUAA
Messenger RNA from Aspergillus ibericus CBS 121593, 1701 nucleotides. RefSeq names its product acyl-CoA synthetases /AMP-acid ligases II. The transcript has 5 exons. NCBI's taxonomy places the organism in Eukaryota, Fungi, Ascomycota, Eurotiomycetes, Eurotiales, Aspergillaceae. The coding region runs from base 1 to 1701 and encodes 566 amino acids. Gene Ontology annotation, biological process: fatty acid metabolic process. The record is from RefSeq and is a predicted model, not a curated record. Gene Ontology annotation, molecular function: medium-chain fatty acid-CoA ligase activity.